GCCUAACUGGGGGAAAUGACCUUUAUCCUUGAGUAUACCCCUGUGCGUGUGUGCGCGCACGCGGAGAGGAGAGGAGAGGAGAGGAGAGGGGAAUCGAGCCGAGCACCAGCAGUGAAGCAGUUAACAGUGAACCCAGAGCCGGAGUGUCGGCCGCCCGCCCGCCCGCCGGAGCGCGGCUCUGAGCAUGUGCUGUUCCUGCUGCAGUGAAGGAAAAUGUGUCAGUUAUCAUUGGAGAGGAGAAUGAGAGAGGGAGAGGGAGGUUAGCCAGCCGGGGCAAACACACGACGAGAAGGAACCGAUACGACGAUGUUCCUGUUUUGCCUCUUGUCCUCUGCAUGAUUACAAUGAACGCGCAGGGGCUCGAUCCCAAUCCCACACACGCGGCUGCAGCUCCACAGUAAAACACGUAAAACCUCCCAGAGUCCUGAACAGACCAAGUGGCCCAGUCACCAUGGCAACAGCAAUGAUCCCCGAGCCCCUGACGCCACUAUCACGGUGGUACCUGUACGCCAUCCAUGGUUACUUCUGUGAAGUCAUGUUCACAGCAGCAUGGGAAUUCGUGGUCAAUUGCAACUGGAAGUUCCCUGGUGUGACGAGUGUGUGGGCGCUUUUUAUCUAUGGAACCUGCAUCCUGAUAGUUGAACGCAUGUACCUGCGCCUGCGUGAUCGCUGCAAUGUCUUGCUGCGCUGUCUCAUAUACACCCUGUGGACAUACAUGUGGGAGUUUGGCACAGGGCUGCUGCUGCGGCAGUUUGACGCCUGCCCUUGGGACUACUCACAGUUCAAAUACAACUUCAUGGGCCUGAUCACGGCUGAAUAUGCCUUGCCCUGGUUCUGCGCAUCGUUUAUUGUGGAGCGUCUGGUCAUUCGCAACACAUUGCGGCUGCGCUUUGACGAGUGGGAUGAGCCUGGCCAGGUUGGAGGAAGUGGUAGAGGAGAAAGUGGAGGAGGAAGGAGAGGAAGAGGAGCUAGGGGAGUGGCCACCAGUGCCAAUGGCUAUGUGAAAGUGGACUGAGUGAGAUUAGUCAUUUCCCUCUCCAUCUUUAUUAAAAAAUUUUAUUUGCCCAGUCUUUUCUUUCCUCCUGAAGAUGUUUUUAGCUUUCUCCUAGCCCAUUAUCUGGGAAAGAGGUAUGUUAAGGUUCAAGGUGUUGAUCAGUGAAAAACAAACAAACAAGAAAGCCACAGCGAGACUAAGGUGUGUGGUUUUAGUGCCCCAAUUGCAGUCUCUCCACUAGUGCUUAAAUUCUGAUGUGCCUCAUUCAGGCAUCCCCAAGCAGCCUGUUAGCCUAGGAAAGGUACAGAGGAUUUUAUUGUGGAGCUUGUGUCAUUUGUCCUUCCCUGUAUCAUACCUCCCAGACCAGUCCAUCUGCUUCAAAAAACAUUGGGAGGGAUAAGGAACAGGAAAAGAACAUGAGAAGUCCAGUUUCAUUUGGGUAAUUAUAACUUGAAAUACAGAAAAAUGGGCCAGAAUAUAACAAAUGCUAAAAAAAAGUCUAUAUUUUUUAGCAUAUUAAAGUUAAAUGUGCAGUAGCAAAAACUGUUAGGAUAGCGAAUUUUAAUUGUUGAAGUUUGUGUUAUUUAUUAAUAUUUAUCUAAUGGCAGUUAAGUAACUUAUUAUAGGCUUAUAGUAUGUUGUAUACUGUGCCCUAAAGUAACGCAUUGAACUUGAAUCUAGUGUUUUUAUACUGAAAAAAAAGAAUGCUUGAACAUGCAUGAGAAUAGUGUCUUCCAGAUUUUUUUAACAAGAGGCAAAUCUGAAACGUAUUCUGUAAAAAGAACUGUGUUUAUUUUUAACCAUAUGGAUUAAGGCACAAAGAAGUACUGUAUUGCAUUCACUUGUACUGCUGAUAGUUAGGAUUUAAAUAUGGGAUGUCUUUGUGUUAAUAUGCUGAAAAGACUGUCAAGAGAAUUGGGGGAAAAUGUGGUCUGCUGCUACUGUAUGUUCUUUGAUUGUCCAAAAUAUCUCUGUAUUAAUUAAAAGUGAUCAGGCCUUAUACACUACAGUCCCUAAAAAUAAAUAAAGGUUUUCUAGGCUUAAGAAUGAAAAGUUCAAAGCAAA
Neoarius graeffei (lesser salmon catfish) is the source of this 2059-nucleotide messenger RNA. RefSeq names its product transmembrane protein 229B (gene tmem229b). The record is from RefSeq and is a predicted model, not a curated record. The coding region runs from base 452 to 1015 and encodes 187 amino acids. The transcript is spliced from 2 exons. Lineage: Eukaryota; Metazoa; Chordata; Actinopteri; Siluriformes; Ariidae.